This is a messenger RNA of Penaeus vannamei (Pacific white shrimp), 927 nucleotides long. The record is from RefSeq and is a predicted model, not a curated record. NCBI's taxonomy places the organism in Eukaryota, Metazoa, Arthropoda, Malacostraca, Decapoda, Penaeidae.
AUGGUACUUUGGUACUUUGGUAGUUUGUCCGACUACGAGAACGUGGACGUGCAGCACCACUCCCGCGCCCGCCCGCCCUCCACGUACGCCCCACACCCCGCCCGCGACAGUUCCGACUCCGAGUACGACACGCCCAGACCCACGCAGGCACAACAGCAGCAGCAGCAGCAGCAGCAUUCUCACGCCCACUCCAACAGGGUGUACGGCACGAUCUCGUUCAAGCCCGUCAAGAGCCGCCGCACGUCCAAGUCACGUGACCCGCACGUGUACGAGAACACGGUGCACCGCUACGAGAACCUGAAGGAGCGCUACGAGACGCUGCGCGAGCGGGGCGAGCGGCGGCACGGCGACGGCCACGCGCGCGACCACCACUACCACACCAUCUACCGCCACCACCACGACAACGCCUCCUGGGCCGACCGCGACCACCACCGCCACCGCAACGACAACUUGCGCGACCGCAACGAGAACCUCCGGGACCGCAACGCCCAGACGCUGCCGCGGCGGCCGCGCGCGUCCUCGGCCUACGCCAAGAUCGGCGGCGGCGGCGGCGGAGGGGGCCGGGGGUGCGGCAGCGGCGACGGCGGCGGCGGCGGCGGGAGGCGCAUGGUGGACUCGUCCGACGACUCCGACGGCGACCAGAGGCCCAAGUCGCUGGACUUCUGGGACAACAAGCCGCAGAUCACGCCCACACCGCUGAGCCCACCCACUACCAGCAGCCUCCCACGCCCGACCACCCGCCGCCCUCGGCUCGCCAGGCGCAGAUCUCCAUCUUCGCCAAGAUUCAGUCUGUCUCGCGGGCGCCUGUACGGUGUUGCUGAAAAAGCAAGUAUUACGGUGUUUAUUUCCAAGAGAAUCUCAUGCCAAGGAUGGGAGAGCUCGCCGGAAUUCCACGUUUUGUCAACAGCUGUCGAUAGAGUGGACUAG